CUACGUCUUGGAACUCCGAAGCACUCCCAGUCACGUUGUUACGCCGUUGCUCUUUGAAUUCGAAUUGCCUCGGUUGGCUAUGUUGUUUGGCGUCAUAUCCGUAAUAUUUCUGGGGGCAGGCCUUACUGUCAACUUUCUAGAAUUGCUCGCGUUCAUUCUAAUUCGUCCGUUCUCUCUCUCCCUUUUUCGCAGAGUGAACGCUUUCCUAUGCUAUCUCUUUUGGUCCAUAUUCACGUGGGUUUUGGACUACUGGGGUAGUCAAGAAAUGAGGAUUUUUAGCGACGAAGAUCUGAGCUACGAGGAGCUUUCUCGUUUCAAUAAAGUCGCCAUUCUCAAUCAUCGGGGAGACAUAGACUGGAUGCUAGGAAUCGCACUCUGUGAUCGCCUGGGAAUUCUACAGAGUGUGAAAUGUGUGACCAAAGAUUUUGCAAAGUACCUGCCAACAAUGGGAUGGAACUUUUGGUUUUCUGAAUUUGCAUUUUUGAAGCGGAAAUUUGAAGCUGAUCACAGUCGUUUAGCUGAAGCUGCCAGAUGUUGGAAUUCGUACGACUUUCCGUGGACUCUCUGUUUCUACCCUGAGGGUACUCGCUUUACUGAGGAAAAACACCAGAAAAGUUGUGAGUAUGCUCGGAAAAAGGGUUUGCCAGAACUAAAGCAUCACUUGUUGCCACGCACCAAAGGAUUUAAUAUUCUUAUACGGGAAUUUAAAGAUCAUGUUCCUUACGUGUAUGACAUCACAUUUGGAUACCCACAUGGUAUUGUAACACUAAUGAAUCUGGCCCAAGGACAGAAAGUGUAUGCUGAUGUCUAUUUGAGGAGAAUACCAGUAAGUGAGAUACCGAUGGGCUCAGAGGAAGAAACAAGCAAGUGGUUGAUCGACUUGUUUAAAGAAAAAGACAGAAUGGUUGAUUAUCACAGCAUUCAUGGACAAUUUCCUUUUCCGUUAGUUCAUAUAUCUACUCCAAUCUACCCCUAUGUCGUUAUGACAAUGUGGGCUCUUUUAUUACUGGUGACUUUCCUGUGGGCAGUCUAUGGUCUAAUAAUUGCUGGAGCUUACUGGAAGUUGACAAUGGUAGGAGUAACCUUUCUAACAGCUUUUUUUGGACUGCAUCAUAUUUGCAUGAUUGUUAAUCGGGUCAAGGGAUCUCAACAACCAAAGAAAAAAGCUACUUGACUCUCUUGGAUCAGUGCAUUCAAUGCUCAGAGACAGGUUGUUUGUUGGUUAAUAGACAUAUUUACUGUUAUAGAUAUAAAGUGAGAACAUUAGGUGUGACUGGUGUAUUGGUUAGAAAUAAUUUAUUGUUGAAUAUAG
Molecule: messenger RNA, 1312 nt
Organism: Corticium candelabrum
Lineage: Eukaryota; Metazoa; Porifera; Homoscleromorpha; Homosclerophorida; Plakinidae
Product: 1-acyl-sn-glycerol-3-phosphate acyltransferase delta-like
Exons: 8
Coding region: 80-1174 (364 amino acids)
Cellular component (GO): endomembrane system
Molecular function (GO): 1-acylglycerol-3-phosphate O-acyltransferase activity
Source: RefSeq, a predicted model, not a curated record